GCCUAGAAGCUUUUGUUUAGACAUGGAGUAUGGCUUAUGAAGAGUGGGCAUUUUGGCUCGUUCUACGAGUUUGGUAUGUGUCCUCGAUCUGUCUUCACUGUCAACACUUCAUUGGCGCGGCUGAACACGUGUUAGGCCAACAGAAGGCGAGCGUUCACUAUUCAAGCAACAAGUCGGCAGGUAAGUGCAAUAAGUCUCAAAGAUUUGUACCAUGCAUUUACAUUUUGUUGAAAUUAUAGAAUGUUCAAGGUUGUGACAUGAUUCUGUCGUAAGAAAAGAAGUUAACAAUAGCGAAAGAUCUUCGGAAUCGGCGGUGUUCUGAACUGUUUUGCACAUGAAAAGGUUGGUUGCUUUUUCGAAAGUCAAUCAUAUUGUUAUUCUCUUCAUAAUUGUUUGUGUCGAGCGCUUCCGCCUUUUGCUUGACUUCCUCCUUCGCUGAAGGAGAAUGAAGUAUCCUUUUCCAACAUGAAAUACAGCGGCUCACAGUUAUGGUGUUGUUAAAGCACAACAUUUUCGGGACACAACGAUUUCUAAAGAAUUUGUAAACGUACAGGUACCUGUUAAAUGAGCAACUAAUUUUGAAAUUUACCAACGGGUUAAAACAUGCUGCGUGAUAUUUAUGAAGCUCAGAGAUUUACCUUUGGACUUGAUAGUUUUAUUUCUAAUUUCAAGAGUGUUCUGCUGUUGUUGGAAAAACUUGGCCGAGCUUCACUGUCAAACUGCUGUCAGGAACUUUUAAGUCACGCUGUAAAAUGUAUCACACCAGAAUUGGAACCCUUUUGAAUGGGAUGCACCUGCUUGGUGUCUGGUGUUUAUUUCUAAGUCAUUGAUGUUAACCCUGUAACUAAUAAGAUCUGAUGGUUAGUUCUCCCCUCUUGCUGCUGCACAUUUCUCUGUAAAGGAGAGUUUUUUGUUAGAUCAAGAAAAAAACUUCUACCUGAUAAGUUUGAGUAAAUCUCAUUACCUAUUUGCUGGAUAUUGUAUAGAUGUUAUUAGAGAACAUUUACAGGUUAACACACUCAGCGAGUGAAUUAUCAGGAUGUACCUGCCCAAGUUCAGUCAAACCAUAAAUGAGAAAUUUCAAAACUACACAAGGCUUUGCUGAGUGUGGUAUGUAAAAUUUUGAGUUCAUUGUUUGUGAAUGAGUACAGGUAAAUCCUGAUAAUCGAUGAGCAAUGAAUGCAUUAAUAGUUUUUUUAUUCAAAUUAAAUACACGGCGCAAAGAAACACAACACACAAAAACACCUCAACCAGCUUGAACGAAAAUUUAGAAUUUGUAACCUAACUUUUCAAAACAGAUAUUCCCCAAGCAGUUGCUUUCUUGGUGUUUAUAGGGAUUGCAUCAUCAAUAAGAGAAUCAAUGUCUGCAUCUGACAAAUUGACAAACUUUGAGUCGGUGGAAGCUGUAGUGUGAUGACAGUGGUGUGUUGAAUUUACACCACAGCUAUUACACCAUGAUAAUGAUGUCAUGGAGGUUGUUUUUGUCACAACCCAGUAUCACGUUGUACAAAUCAGCCAAUCAGAAAAUCAGAAUUUGUACAGUGAAAGUGAAAGUUGAAUAAAAAUUAUAUUAAUCACCCCUGAGAGUUGAAAGUUAAGAAAGUUAUAGGAGAAGUUGUGGGAAAUUCACUGUCUGUGAAUGUUAAACUUUAUGAUAUUUGGAUGGGGGAUGUUCAACUCAUUUAACAGCCUCAAUUUUUCAUUUUUAGUGGUUGUGUUGUCAGUAGUGUUUGUGAGGGGUUCUAACUAGCUUUUAGAAAAUGCAAUAGUUUCAAACUCUUUUACAAACCAGUAAAUACAAUUAUCUUGAGCACUUGUCCCCAUGGAAAAUUUUGCUACAUUGGGGAUCUAAGAGUAUCCAUUUCUGGAGGCAGACUGAAUAGAAAAAGGAAAUCCAGAUUCAAAAAAAGGGAACGAGUCAUGUUCACACUCAACCACUUUCAAUUUCUUUGAGGAGCAAUCAACAGCAAUACUUAACAUCUUUGUUUUAAUUUCACCUAAUUGCUAGAGGAAAUACAAGAACAACAAAAACAACAAUUUAUUUGUAAUUUAUUGACAAACAUUACACAACUAUCCUUAGCUAUCUAACCCAUGAGAGUGAUAAGCGUCUGAUUCUUCCAACAGUAUCACCUCUGAAUGGGUGUGGACAGAACGUGGGGUUGGCCAUGGCCUACCCUGUGGCCUACCCUAUGGCCUACCGGUGGUCAGAUUUCUAAAAACAUAAAAAUAAAAUCAGUAAGAGUUGAACGAGUACGCUGGCGUACAAUUCUAUGUCUCUAAAUAGGGUAUACUAAAAAGUCACUAUCACGAUUUUGAACGUCUGAGGGAACGAAACAAUGCAAUUAUUACAGCACUCAGCCUUGAAACAUCCUAACUCUGUCUUCCCCACCCAUGCACUCAACCAUAACGGUAGGUUAAGGGGGAGGGGAGAGGAGGGGCCAAUAUUGCGUGGUCGCUGAGGAUAUCCACAAUGGCGGCUUCACGAUCCAUACAGGCUGCUAGCUAGUAACAUCAUAGUUAUUAGAGGAGACUAUGGUAACAUAUAGUGGAGUGCUAGUGUAAAAGUGUAAUGAACGGCGUUAUAUCGAACAACAUAUCCAGGUAAGAAAAUGAAAACAGUACGUGCCAGGCCAAUUUUUUAAAGUGCCUCUUUAGUGCUGCAGAGUAAUGAAUUUGCAACAAGCACCCCGGGACAUGCAGGCAUCGCCGUCAUAAACGUUUCACAAACUUUACUUGCUUUUCUUACUGAAGUGUGGUAGUAUAACAAUACAAGUGGUGUAUUAAGCUGUUCUCUGUGCAACAGGAAGUUCAUUUGGGAUACUAUAUUGCAUGACAUUGUGACAAAAAGAUAUAGCACACAGAGUAAUUGACAAAUUUAACAAUCUGUUUAAUAAUUUUUCUUUUCUUUUUAUAUCUCAAAAUAAAUGUCCUAAAGUUAGUUAAUUAACUAAUUAUUCGACUCUUACUGAUUUUAUUUUUUAUGUUUUUAAAAAUCUGACCACCGGUAGGCCAUAGGGUAGGCCACAGGGUAGGCCACAGGGUAGGCCAUGACUUAAACCAUAGCUUAGGCCAUGGUCUACCCCACGUUUUUGUCCACACUCCCUCUGAAUCAAACAUUAAGGUCAUGGGAAUGAAGGAAAUGAUUGCCAAAUCAAGAACCUCUUGAUUGUUAUACAAAUUCUCUUUGUAAGUUGAUCCAUAGGAAACUUUCAGAGAACAAUGUGGAAACUUGCUAACUGAUGUUAGGUUACAAAGGGUUAACAAAUAGGAAUGCAGAGAGAGUAACUGUUAAGUGUACCAAAUUCAGUAGAGUGAUUUAAUUUUAGAGUCAUGUAUUGAUUAUUAUUUCCAGGGUUAUAUUUAGAAACUUCAAACGAUGUGACAAUCAGAGUGGGGAAACUACUUCAGUUGAACUGCAGUAUAAUUGGAGCAGUUAAUUCCUCUCAGUUAUCCUGGUAUCGUGGGAAUCAGAGUUUGUCCAAUCACACAACAAAACUGAGCAAUGAAACCAUUCAGUUGAUAAUAGAGCAGGUGGACUGGAUUAACAAUGGAAGUUACGUGUGUAAAGAAAAAGGGAAGAAUAACAUAGUUCAACCCAAGUCUGUCGCAGUGACAAUUGGUGGUAAGUAAAAACUACAUUUUUCUUACAUCAUUCUGUCAUGUGCUGGGCUCAAUUAUUCAAUAUUGUACAGGGAAGGUGUUUGGUAACAAAAAUUUCUAUAGAUAGCUUUGGUAAGUACUUGCUUGAUGUUUAAUUGAUAUGAUAGUCAAUAAAUAGUGGAUACUUGGUCAACAAUUGGUCAUGGGAUAGGUGGAUACAGCUCUACUGCAACCAGUUGCACUAGAGCUUGUUACCAUGAUUUCAGUCAUCCAACUAGACACACAGUGAGGAAGGAGAAUAAAACUGAAUAAAUUUGUUAAGUGGAUCUGUAUAUUCAAACGGCAUAAUGUUAUUUACAAAGUUCUAUUUACUGUAUUUACCCAUGUAUAAUGCGCACCUGUGUAUAAUACGCACCCUCAUUUUUGACCUCUUUUUUCUAAAAAAAAGGAUUUCAAGAAAAACACCAAGAAUUAAAACUUCCAUUUUACCAUUUAAUUAACAAGAGCUGGGAAUUCAUAAAUAAUAUAGUAACAACAAUUUCUAACUAGUUGCUACUACAAACAUCGUACACACCGAGCACCUACUUAAUACAAGCUUUGCCAUUCAAUAACAGUCAGACGUUUUACAAAUGUUGUAACUUGAAGUCCUCAUUAAUAUACCUAAAUUCGCAACUUCUCACAGCACUGCUGGUAGCUUGAAUAUCAUCACUGCAUUGCAAUUGCUUUCGAUUUAAGUAAAAUGUUCAGUGUCUUUAAACAACGAAACCCUCAAAUUCUGACUCACAGUCCGAUUCAAAUAGGUUUUCGAUUUGUUCUUAGUUGAAUUGUAAACCAAUUCAUCUUGUGAUCCAUCCAAAUUAUUUGUGAUCUCACACUUCAGUAAAGAGGCAGUGAUCAUUUCUGACAGAAUGGCUUUCCAUGCUUGCGAAAUCCACUAACAGAUCAGUUCCCCCGAAGCCCUCUUUUGUCAUCCAGAGUCGGUAAAUUCGUGAAUUCCAUCAGCCAUCCAGUGCUUUCGGACUCCAUCUUUAAACAGUUUGUUCAAAGAUACAUCAAGCAGCUGGAGAAGGAAAGUUAACCCGCCAGGAAUCACAGCAAGAUCAAUGUUCUCGCGUUUAAAGGACGCUUUCACAGUAUCUAUCACGUCAGCUUCAAAUGAGUUGUAAACAAGCAAGCUCUUUCUCCUCUCCAGGCCACCAAUCCAUGCAAUUUUACUUUCUUUGUUGUGUUUUUAACAUAUGCAAAUUAGGACAGGCUUGACAAACAAUAGAAUCCGUGUAUAAUACGCACUGCAAUUUUGAUGAUUAUUUUUACAGAAAAGAAGUGCGCAUUAUACACAGGUAAAUACGAUAUACAAUUAAUAUGUUUUAUACACUUAAUGCCCUUGUAGAUAUUCCAAGUCCACCUAGAGAUGUAUGGGUGAACAAUGUGGAGUAUAAAACUCGUAUUCAUUGGAAGGCCCCAUUGUACAGUGGUGGAUUAAAACUAAAGUAUGCUGUCAAAGCAAGAUGUGCAUUUAAUACAUCAAGUUUAAGUGCUGAUCAGCUGUGGGAGUGUAAAAAAGAUUUCUUUACAAUCAGUUCUGAAAGUCAUUUCCAACAAGAACCAGGAGCAGGAUCUGAUAGUUUUUUUUGUGAUGUUUUUAAGUUCCUUUCCUACCCACACUCUGCCUAUGUUGAGGCUAUAAAUGACUUAGGAACUGGUGUAAGCAAUCCUGUGGAAUUCACCCCGAACGUCAUGUAUGAUCCACUUUUAAGUGAGUACUAGCAGCAGUUGCUGCUACCAAGAUAAUAUUCUGUGAUUUUACAUGUGUUGCCUAUCAUCAUCAUGAUUAUAAUUUGUUUUGUGAAUGCUCAGGGUAUAUGUUAAUUAUUAAUCAUGAGAGAUGGGUGGCCUGACAUACAAGUUCUGACAGAGGUUCUGACAUACAAGAUAUUUUACAGUAUCUCACAUUGCCUCUCCUUACCCAGGACUAAACAUGGUUACAGGUAAAUUGUCUGGGAAACCCAGCUGACAAAGAACUGGGGGAACUGCAAAAGUUAAUGAGAAAGGACUUGCAUCCUGAUUCUGGAGAAAAGUAAUUUGCUUCUGAUCACUGCAAGCUACACUGUAUGAAGAGUGGAAUAAGUUUUAGGAUCUUUUGUGCUACUUGGCUCAAGUGCAGACUCUAUUAACCCAUUAUCAAUUAAGCAGUAAUUAUUUUGCAAUUGAUUGUGUGUGAUUGUGUGGUUGGAUUGUCUGGGUGAGGGCACUCCCUAAAAAGUACUGUUGUUAGUAUUAGUGAAUGACGUUUUGACAACCUGAGUCAUCUUCAGGGUAGAGUGAAGAGUCAAUGGCAAGUAAGUGUUAUAAUUAAGUCACUUGAGGUCUUUAAUGAUGACUUCCACUCAGGUUGUCCAUCAGUGUCAGUCACUACUGCCAGUGCCAGCAGCAGUCCAUCUCAGGACUUCCCUCACCCAGAUGCUGAAUCUUAUUAUGUGAUCGGACAGUUGUUGAUAGCCCUGUAUUUAUAAAUUUUGGUAUCCUUUGGAAUGCUAUUAAUAGCAAUUUUUUUUUAUUUUGACUGAAAUAGUCUAACAUCCAGCAUUAUUGCACUACAUUAUUGAAUCAGAUACUUUUACAUCAGAAAUAUCAUUUAGCACAUUAAGUUAGCAUUGAGAAACUUUGACAUUCAGAAUUUGCCGGAUAAUAAUCUCAAAAUACAACUUUGUACUGUCUUGUAGACAUAUUUAGUUCUGGUGAGACAUUAUGCGAUGAGUUACAAUAAUAUUUUACCAUUGUUCUGUUAUAUAUUCAGCCACUCCUUCGCCUACAGCAUUCUUGGAUGCCCGGGAAGUGGCUCCCCCUGUUACAGUGAAACUGAGCUGGAAAGAUUCCGGAAAGUUUAAAAAUCCAGCACUUCUUGUUAAGUACACCAUCAUGUACCACAGAGAAGGAGACAGUUAUAACAAGGUGAAAAGUUUUGUCUUCAUGUAGUCAUACCCUCCCCUUCCCUAGGACAAACGGAGGCUCCUUUCUGUAUCUCCAAGGGGGGAGGGGGGGGGAGGAAGGUUAGGCUACAUGUAUGUAUGCACUAUGAAAAUUCUUACAGUACAACUGCUACUGUAACUAGCACAAUCCCAGAAUCCUUUCAACACUUGAUUGGAAAUUGCUCCAAUCAAGGUCCGUGUAGUUUAAUUACAUAUUAGCCCAUAAAUUACAUGAAUAGAAAAGAAGAUCUCAGAGAGACAGCAGAGGAACAACCAAGAAAGUUAACUUUCCUCAUUCCUCGUAAGAAUUUUGUUUGCUAUUUAUUACUAUCUCUAUUUUUUUGCUGUUAUAGAGUAAAACAAUAGAUUCCCGAACGAAGACUUUGAUAACUGAUUUGGUUGGUUUAUCCUGGUAUCAUUUCUACUUGAUGGUACGGUAUGGUAGGAAAUCAUUUGAUGACAACACAACUUCAUACGGUAUCGACAGUGAAGCGGUUGAACGAAAAUUCAGGACCAAGAUUUCAGGUAAUGAGGGUGAAGUCGUUUUCUAAUUGAGGGUUUACAUUUUAUUGAUUAUACUGGUUAAUUAUUAGAAGUUGUAACUUCGUGGGCUAAUAGAAUCAUGAUUUAGCUUGGUUUUUAAGCUGUAUGAAUUAAGUUCAAAACUUAUCCAAAUUAAAUGGAACACUUUCAAGAACAUGAAAAAGAUAUCAGUGCUAAUAGUGGUUCCUAAUAUUGAAUAAAAAGAAAAACCGCUCCAAUAGAAACUAUGCUAAGUGUGAUUUUUGAAUGGUACCGUUAUGUUUCUGUCUCCGACGGGUACAUGAUUAUAUGGAACGAAUUUAAAAUAAAAACUGCACUCCUUCUUAAUAUUGGCAGCGGUUAGAACGAUUAAGUUUAUUUCAUUUUCGCUCGUCAUUUUUUUGUUUAGAAACAUCACAAAAUCAUGUGGCGGUUAUUUUAGAUGUGAGUGGUUCUAGUAGAAUUUUAGCGUUAAACUUUAAAUUAUCUCUUUAGUGGUAAUUACUAACAGCAAAAUGUGGUAUGAUUUUUCCACCAAUCGGAACAUUCGCAUACCUUUAACCCUUUGGCUCCUAAUUUCCUUCAAAGCAUCCAAUAUCUCCUUGCAAUAUCAUGUCUGAAUCAUAUUUUAAGGUUACAAGAAAAAGGGAAGUGAUCAACAACCAAAGAAGCUCUUGAUUGUUAAAAAAAUUCUUCUUAUCAGCUCUCAAGGAAGUGUCUAGAGAAGAAGUUUGGCGAAUAUGCUUACUGGUGCUGGGUGUAAAGGGUUAUCAACGGAAAGCUAUUUCGAAAUAUCAAGAGGUCCAGCAAAUUAACAUCACUUUGUGUGGAACAUCGAGCUCUGACAAUUUUCUUUUUUCCCAUUUCAGCACCAAAGCCCCCGGUAAUAUCGAACUGCAGUUCUUGGAGUAAUCUAAAUUCUAAGCCUGCCCUGACAGUCACCUGGGUUGUAAGUUCCCUCUGUUUUUUUUAAUUUCUUUUAGCUCGAGUUCUUGAUUGAUUGCUGGGAAAAAAGUCUAUUUUGUUGGGAAUGCAUUCUUUUUGUUGUGAUAUACAGUUAUAAACAACCAGGUAGCUCGCAAGCAGGCGGCUCUCUACGGGUAGCCGGAUUCGAGACGAGUCGGGGAGAUGUUUUCCGGGGGUCUGGCACUAUCAGUGUUAGACCCCUUGCAGACCUCCCGCUGGCUCGCGUUGUUCAACGCUUCAUACUUUCCCGCAGGCGGAGAAACGCUUGUGCCGAAAUGCUGAUGAUACGUGUCUGCUAGCAAGCUAGCGAUCAGUUAAAUUGCUCAGGGUAAUACAGAGAUACGUGUGCCCUGAUUGGUCGAGAAUUUCGUUUGUGCUCGUCGUGGCGGCAUUCAACGGCUGCAGCUUUGAGUUGGUUAUGCUCAGGUGAAUCGUCUCUUGAUUCUAGGUUCCAAAAGCGGAGUAUUUCAAUGGCCCAUUGAGGAAUGCUGUCGUACUUUACCGUUGUCAGAGAGGAAACCAGUUAAUCUCAGGAAAUAUAACCACCAAUAAUGGUAGCACUCACAGUGUGGUCAUUCCUGCUCUUAAGCCGUCUGACAGAUGCAAUGUGCAGAUGAAGCUGUGUAAUGAACCGGGUCAGCUAUGCAGUGUUGUUAGCGGAAUUUGCCGCACUGGGGGCGACACAGAAGGUAUGGGUUGACUAAAAUAACUGCAGAAAGUAAACAGAAGGUCGUAAGCCCAGUGGCUCGCACCAACGGAGCUUGUUACCUUUUCCUCCAGCAUGAAGAUCAUACAGUAGUCAGAGAUUUUGUUGUUAUUUUGUUUUUGGUUGUUUUUUUUUUCCGUUGGGGCACAGUUUUCCGGUUCGUAGCGACAGUGAGCUAGUUUUGGCGAUUUUCGGUUCAAGGAGUAGAACCCUGACAACAGAGGAAACAAAGCAAAAAUUUGUUAGAGAAAAACUUCUUUGUACACUUUUUUAAACCGUUACCCAUGGUGUUCACCCAAUUCUAUGCUCAGUCUCCUUUUCCAUUUUCUUUCUUUUUUUUUCUAUGAUUAAUUCUACCUGUGUUCUUCCUUUUUCAGUAAGUUCUGUGCCGCCAUACAAGGUUUCUAAAAAAAACCUCGCCAAAACAAUAUUGAUCGCCGUGGCGGGAGCAGUUGGAGGAAUUUUCCUGGUGUUUGUCGUCUUCAUGUGCUAUAGGUGAGGUCGAUUAUUCUUUACGGAUGAGGGUAGGGAAGGGGGGUCGUUGUUCACUACCGGUGGGCAGAAAGUUAUGGAAGGGAUACUGUGUUUGUAAUCAGGUGGAGGCAUAGGUGGUAACUCGUUGAGUCUUGUUUUAAUUCAGUGAGAAAGGAAAUUGCAAUUUCAAAUUUUCAAAUUUAUUUCACUUGAACUCUUUCCUACAGAAAUCGUCCAAGAGGAAACAGAAGACCUCCUUUGGGAGCUGUUCUGGUAAGAGGGAAAGAAAACCAUAAAUAACCCAUAUCAUGUGUGUGAAUAGAUUUCAAAUCGUAAAUGUUAAGCUUGGUUGUAGCGUCAUACAUUUACGAUAAAUGAUAAAAGGUUUCUCAAUUUUUUUUUUCACGACCGAGCUCAAAGUACACUACACCUCUUAACUCUUGACCCUUUAGAGUGACCUACAUCUAAUUUCUCCUUACAAUAUCAUCCCCAAAUUACACACUAAGGCCACGAGAUUAAAAGAAAUGAUCACCAACUAAAGAGGCUCUCAAUGUUUAAACAAAUUCUCCUUGUCAGCACCUUGGGGAAUGUAUAAAGAAAAUUAUGGAGAAUAUGCAUACUGAUGUUACGGUAUAAAGAGUGAAUAUAAUUAACACUAUCACUAUUUGACCAUACAUACCAGACUACAGCUAAAACAUGGAGACAUCUCCAUUCCAGCCUCGUUAAAAUCCUUUCUUUUUUCGUGGUAUCUUGUUAUUUUUUAUUUUUAUUUUUUAAUUUUCUUUUUGUUUGUGAUCGGUUUCCAAAUGGUAUUGAACUCGAAUUACUACAGGGUCAAGUUUACGCGCGCUCACGCUGAUGGGACGUGGCCAAUCUUCACAGCGUUUCAUAACAUUACAAAAAGAGUGUGACUUCUACUGUUUAUCGUUAACUGUUUUCUAACCCUUAAAUCUUCACAUCAGUAUGCAUGUUCUUCUUUCUGUUCUCUAUAUAUUUCCUAUGGUGCUGACAAGGAAUCUGUUCAACAGUCAAAACCUUUUCUGUUGGUGAUCAUUCCCUUUAUUCUCAUGACCCAAAUGUUUGAUUCAGGGGUGAUAUUGUAAAGAGAAAUAAGAUGGUAGUCAUUGUUAGAGAUAGAGAGCGUUGAAAUGGUCGACAACAGGCCACCGUAAAAAUUCAGUACGUUGUCUUCAUCAGACACCAGUAGUUGCUAAAUUAGAAGAAUUUCCGUUUUUUUUUUUUUUCUAAUACAGGAUAUGCCCCCAAUCCAUGGCUAUGACGAGAUCGAGGAGUCUUUGGAUGAUGAAAACUACGAUCGAUUAGAAGUAAAUUAA
This is a messenger RNA of Pocillopora meandrina, 10571 nucleotides long. Lineage: Eukaryota; Metazoa; Cnidaria; Anthozoa; Scleractinia; Pocilloporidae. The record is from the annotation of a GenBank genome assembly.